AAAUUAACUUAAAAAAUUAUUCUUUAUUUCAGAUAUGUGGCUUACUAAACUACGCCCAAUUUUGGGUUAUGGGUUAUAUUCAAGACAAAUCUUAUUAAAAAACCAUGGAACAUUUAACAAGUUCACUGUAUUUCCUGCUGCCAAAUUAGAUCAUCGACGUAAUUAUAAGGAUUUUGGUCAUAGGAGAGAUCCUCCAGAGCAUCCUUUAAAAAAAUGUUACCUUUUGGCAUUUAUAGGCUUUAUAAUCUAUCAAUUUAUCGAUUGGGAAAAAGUUAUUGAGGUGACAUUUCCUCCUGUAGAUGCUGACAGCAAUGUUGAUACUACUGAAAAUCCAGCAGAUGAAAUCCUAGAAGAAGCUGUAGACAAAAAAAAAAAAAAACCUAAGCAAAUAAUUGGAUUUCGAGAUCGAAAGAUUAUAGAAUAUGAAAACAGGAUACGUCACUUUUCAACACCAGACAAGGUUUUUAGAUAUUUUGCUACCCUACAAGUAACACAUAUUAUGCAUGCUAAUGGACAAGAAACCCAUGAAGUGUUUAUGACACCAGAUGACUUCCUUCGCUCUAUGACACCAGGAAUCAAACAACCAGAUGGACUAGGUCUUGAUCAAUAUAAAAAAUAUGACCCAAAAAAUACACACAUGAAAUUAGAAUUGGCACUAAAUGAAGACAGUAUAUUCUACAAACUUGGAAGUUCKGGUCUAAUAACUUUUUCGGAUUAUAUAUUUUUAUUAACUGUACUGUCAACAUCAAAAAGACAUUUUGAAAUUGCAUUCAGAAUGUUUGAUUUAAAUGGCGAUGGUGACGUAGACUGUGAAGAAUUUGAAAAAGUUGCUACCCUAAUCCGACAUCAGACAAGUAUCGGAAGUCGUCAUAGAGAUCAUGCAAAUACUGGCAAUACAUUUAAGGGUGUCAAUUCAGCAUUAACAACUUAUUUUUUUGGUGAAAACCUUGAUGAAAAACUAACUAUAGAGAAAUUCCUCGAUUUUCAACAACAAUUACAGACAGAAAUUUUAGGUUUAGAGUUUCAACGAAAAGGCCCUAGUGAUGAUGGUACCAUAACAGAAGUAGAAUUCACCGAUCUACUUCUAGCAUAUGCUGGAUAUGCACCAAAAAAGAAAGCACGUAUAAUCAAGCGAGUGAAAAAAGUAUUCAAGGACAAUACUCAAGGCAUCAGCGAAGAAGACUAUUUACAUUUUUUUCACUUUUUGAAUAAUAUAAAUGAUGUAGAUACAGCUCUUACUUUUUAUCAUAUUGCAGGAGCAUCAAUUGAUCAAGGUUUAUUUCAUUUAUCAUCAUAAAUAAUUGUUAUAAAAAUAUU
Molecule: messenger RNA, 1317 nt
Organism: Diuraphis noxia (Russian wheat aphid)
Lineage: Eukaryota; Metazoa; Arthropoda; Insecta; Hemiptera; Aphididae
Gene: MICU1
Product: Mitochondrial calcium uptake 1
Biological process (GO): mitochondrial calcium ion homeostasis; calcium import into the mitochondrion
Cellular component (GO): uniplex complex
Molecular function (GO): calcium ion binding
Source: RefSeq, a predicted model, not a curated record